GGAAACGGAAAAACUCCCAGUUCGUGACGGAGACACCGAGGCCAGCGCCAUCCACCCGCUCCCCUCCGCGCCCGGCCGCACCGCUCCCCUCCGCUCGGCCUUCAUCUCCCCACAGCCGCAAGCGACGGGCGUCAUAUCCCAUCCUGAUCUCUCCUCCCUUCUUCAGUGCAGCAGCAGGCCAGCGGCACGCCACCCGCCUCACUCCCGCCUCCGAUCCGCUGCUUACUCGCCACCCGGAGAUGGCCACCGCCGCCGCCUUCUCUGUCUCCUCGCCGGCGGCCUCCGCCGUCGCCGCGCGAUCCAAGGUGUUUGGAGGAGUUAACCAGGCGAGAACUAGAACUGGCUGCCGCGUCGGCAUCACGCGGAAGAACUUUGGCCGUGUCAUGAUGGCCCUUGCAGUGGAUGUUUCUCGUUUUGAAGGAGUGCCAAUGGCUCCUCCAGACCCAAUUCUUGGGGUUUCUGAGGCCUUUAAAGCAGAUAAAAGCGAGCUGAAGCUCAAUCUUGGUGUUGGUGCCUAUAGGACAGAAGAGCUGCAGCCCUACGUGCUCAAUGUAGUCAAGAAGGCUGAAAAUCUUAUGUUGGAGAAAGGAGAAAACAAAGAGUAUCUUCCCAUUGAAGGUUUAGCCGCGUUUAACAAAGCAACAGCAGAGCUAUUGCUUGGAGCUGAUAACCCUGUUAUUAAUCAAGGACUGGUUGCUACACUUCAGUCUCUCUCGGGCACUGGAUCACUGCGUCUCGCUGCAGCAUUCAUACAAAGAUACUUUCCUGAAGCUAAAGUGCUGAUAUCGUCGCCUACCUGGGGUAACCACAAGAAUAUCUUCAAUGAUGCUAGGGUACCUUGGUCAGAGUACCGGUAUUAUGACCCCAAGACUGUUGGGUUGGAUUUUGAGGGAAUGAUAGCUGACAUUGAGGCUGCUCCUGAAGGUUCUUUUGUUCUGCUACAUGGUUGUGCUCACAACCCAACUGGAAUAGACCCAACUCCUGAACAGUGGGAGAAAAUUGCAGAUGUCAUUCAAGAGAAAAAGCAUAUGCCAUUCUUUGAUGUUGCAUAUCAGGGUUUUGCCAGUGGAAGCCUUGAUGAAGAUGCAUUUUCUGUCAGGCUUUUUGUUAAGCGUGGCAUGGAAGUGUUUGUUGCACAAUCUUACAGCAAGAACCUUGGUUUAUAUUCUGAAAGGGUUGGUGCAAUAAAUGUCGUGUGCUCAGCACCAGAAGUUGCAGAUAGGGUAAAGAGCCAGCUGAAACGAUUGGCACGUCCCAUGUACUCGAACCCCCCUAUUCACGGUGCCAAGAUAGUUGCCAACGUUGUUGGUGAUCCAACCAUGUUUGGUGAAUGGAAACAAGAGAUGGAGCUAAUGGCUGGACGGAUCAAGAAUGUAAGACAGAAGCUCUACGACAGUUUGUCUGCCAAGGACAAGAGCGGCAAGGACUGGUCUUUCAUUCUGAGGCAGAUUGGCAUGUUCUCCUACACCGGCUUGAACAAAGCGCAGAGUGACAACAUGACGGAUAAAUGGCAUAUUUACAUGACCAAGGAUGGGCGGAUCUCGUUAGCUGGGCUGUCCCUGGCUAAGUGUGAUUAUCUUGCCGACGCCAUCAUCGAUUCCUUCCAUAAUGUGAACUAGGCUGAGGUACGAUAGUUGAGGGUCAAGCUAUUGAUGUUUAGUUCCGUGGACGCUAGGCUGGGAUUUUUGGGUCCUUCCAGCUAUACAGCUCUUCCGUUGUGCUCCAUCUGGUGUAACUUGGAUAAAUAAAAAUUUUGUCGCUGAACUAAAACUCGUGUGCUUUUUUACCUGUAACUGUAAGGUCAGCGCGUGGCUACAGACUUGUAAACACUUGAAUGGAAAAAAAACAAUGACAUUACCGG
This is a messenger RNA of Zea mays, 1861 nucleotides long. RefSeq names its product aspartate aminotransferase. Gene Ontology annotation, biological process: amino acid metabolic process; biosynthetic process. Gene Ontology annotation, molecular function: pyridoxal phosphate binding; transaminase activity. Bases 240 to 1619 code for a protein of 459 amino acids. Lineage: Eukaryota; Viridiplantae; Streptophyta; Magnoliopsida; Poales; Poaceae. The record is from RefSeq and is marked validated. The transcript is spliced from 11 exons.